Ooceraea biroi (clonal raider ant) is the source of this 4926-nucleotide messenger RNA. RefSeq names its product PR domain zinc finger protein 10. The record is from RefSeq and is a predicted model, not a curated record. Gene Ontology annotation, cellular component: nucleus. Lineage: Eukaryota; Metazoa; Arthropoda; Insecta; Hymenoptera; Formicidae. Gene Ontology annotation, molecular function: protein binding. Gene Ontology annotation, biological process: positive regulation of transcription by RNA polymerase II.
UCUGCCAAGUCUUGCGGAAUGCACGUGAUGGUACGAUCCGCGGCACGAUUGCACGGUCCAGUUCGAGUUUCAAAGUUUCGCGCCGUUUCAGCGGUGCUCAAUCACGACCGACACGGGACUGACGUCGAUUGUUGACGGGGGCCAGUGCUGCUGCAGCAGCGGAUGCGUCGUCGAGCGAGAGGUGCAUCGACUUCGAAACCUGUAUGUUGAGGCUGGUACGGACGAGAAAAUCUCGGACUCCCCUGGCGCGGCGCGUAACGUAAGAUGGAUCCAAGGGGCCCUCCUGAGGGGGCCCCUGGCGAGUCCUUCGAGAUAUCCAGCAUCGACAAGGUGGCUGACACUUCGGUGAACUGGCCUACUGAUCACGCAUUCGCCUCCCUGUGCGAGCAACCGAAGAAACUCAACAACAGGCUGCUGUUCCUCACUGUGGAAUAUGUGGAGGAUCAGUCCCGGCUGUUUCCUGCCUACGAGCAGAUCUCCUUCUCCCCGAGGGCAGCCUCCCCCCUGUCCGAAUUCGAGCACCGUGUCAGUCCACUCGACCCCAACAUGAGCUCCACCGCCAGAUACUCUCCCACACCGGUCCAGCUGCCCUCCUCGCCGUUUCACAAUCCCGUCGUUGUGCUGCAGGGUCCAUCCUCGCCCUUCAUAUCCCAACCUGAGUCGAACAUACGUACGAGCAUCAAUUAUGUAACUCAGCUGGCACAUCCGAUCGACACUCAGGCUGUGCCGCAAACGGAUACCACUACAGACUUUGUUGGCAAUGGGAAUGAAGAGGGACUGGCCAACAGCGAGUUGAUCUUAAUGCAGGAGACUACACCCGAAUUGGAAUCUUCAGCGACCCCGUUGAUGCUAACGGGGAUACCAAGCACGGAUUUCACUCUGACCAGGGACUUCUUGGUGAUGCAGGAUGAGCAAAUAAACGUUAUCAACUCGUUUAAAAAUCAAAACAUGGAGAUGGAGGAGAAUCACGUUGCUCUGUCAUCCACGACGGAUGGCGCAAACAAGGAAAACAAUAAUCUAAUUGUUCCCGAGUGUGAUAAAGAGCAGUUUUCCAAGGAGACGUCGCCCGCUGAGAAGAAGGCAGUCGAGAAGAAGGAUGUAAGGAGAUCCAAACGGCAUAUAACGGAUAAGAAAGAUUUCUGGUGCGACGAGUACGACAGCAACUGCACCAAAGAUGACAGCAGUAACUUGAACGACGUGUGUACAAUCGCGGAUCAACCGGUACCAUCGCGUGCUGUAGCAACACUGCCAGGAUCAUAUCUUUCAUUAAACAAACUGUCUGCUUCGCAUGCUACAGCAGAUGGCAUAACUUACGGAGUGUUCGCCAAACGCAACAUUCGAAGGCGCACGCAGUUCGGACCCAUAGAAGGCGUACUGUGCGCUUACGACGGUUCGCCCUUCGCGAAUGCUUUGCCACUGCUCUACGAGACGGAGAACGGCGAAUUUCUGAAAGUAGACGUUUCCAACGAAAACACAUCAAACUGGAUGCGCUUCGUGCGGCCCGCAUUGACGUAUAAGGAACAAAAUCUGAUAAUUUGCCAAAAGAAGGAUGGAAUAGUGUUUCUGACGAACAGAAACAUCUCACCGAAGGAGGAACUGAAGGCGGGCCCCAGUCCGGACUAUGCAACUCGUAGAAAUUUGCCGAUACUUAAACCGGACGCGAAAGACGAGAAAGAAAUUACUAAUCAGAUACCCGCAUGGCCGCGCUUAGAUGGCAGCUCCUACAAUCGACGCGUGAAGAUGUUUCGUGGCAGGAGCAACGUGAAGGAGAAGGAGAAUUCGCGGCAGAGCAAGUGCGGCAAGGAGUGGAAGUGCUCCGUGUGCAGCCUGGUAUUCAGGAAGCCGUCCCUGCUCAACCUGCACACGGCCGUUCACUCCUCGUCCAACGAUAUCAAAACUGAGAAUCAAACAUCCGCGUGCCCGCAGUGCGCACUGGAGUUCCGGAAACAGAGUGAAUUGGCGAGCCACGUGUCUCAACAUGGACGAUCGGCGUUGCCCAAGGCGAAGAAAUUAACUCCCCUAAGUACAUACAAGUGUUCAAUGUGUUACAAACGUUUUGCUACGAAGAUACGAUUACAACAGCACUGCUUGGCGCAUGGUGCUGAGGACCAAAAACCACUGCCGUGCAGUAUCUGCUUGAAACGAUUUAUGAAUAACUCCGCCUUGUCCGGUCAUCUGAAAACGCAUAAAGAAAACAAGCAGGUCUUCGAGUGCCCGAUGUGCAGACAGCUGUUUCGUCAGGGCACGAUGCUGAAAGACCACGUUGAGACCCACAGAAAUCAAGACGGUAUAUUCAGCUGUCCCCACUGCCAGCGCACGUUCAUCAAGUACUCGGUAAUUCGCAAACACAUUCGCGCGCACCAUUGUGAGCGGAAGCACAAGUGCCAGCACUGUGCUAAACGCUUCCCGACGGUUGACAAGCUACGGAUGCACCUAUUGAAGCAUUCCGAUCACAGAGAGUUCCAUUGUGCGAACUGCGGUAAGCGGUUCAAGAGGAAAGAUAAGUUGAAGGAGCACAUGACUAAGAUACAUCACUCGCAGACGGUGAACGGCGAGCAGGCAACGCAGAACAGCCAGGCGAAGAAAUUUGUGCCAAAGGUGAACCCGAACGACUACAAUCGUUUCACUUACAAAUGCCACCAAUGCCUGGUGGGUUUCAAGCGGAGGGGAAUGCUGGUGAAUCAUCUGGCGAAACGGCAUCCCGAUGUCGCGCCGGAAUCCGUGCCGGAGCUGAACUUACCUAUCCUGCGACAAACCAGAGACUAUUACUGCCAGUAUUGCGACAAGGUUUACAAGAGCAGCAGCAAGCGUAAGGCGCACAUCAUGAAGAAUCAUCCCGGUGCAGCUCUGCCACCCAGUAACCGGCAGAAGGAGUCCGAGUUCUCGGGGCUGCCGAAUCCGAGCUUCAGCCAAACAGUGGGCAGCAUCACAACAAGUCCUCAAGGCUGCCAGUGGUGUCACAAACAAUACGCCAGCAAGGCGAAGCUGUUACAACAUCAACGGAAGAAGCAUGCCCACCUGAUGGAGCCGGCGGAUCAAGUACCGCGUUCGCGUAACCGGCCACCGCAGAAUCAGAACCAACCGCCCGCGCUGAACGACAACAACUUCGUGAUGUCCGACUAUAUGCAGGGAUGCGACGUGAACGGGGACUUCCUCAAGCAGAAAAUAAUCAAAAUCACGAACGACGUGGAUCUAAUAGGCAACGGAGGUCUGGAGAUGGUCGGUCAGCAGUUUGUGCGUAUGCGCGACAUACGUUGAGGAGAGACGCGCGGCAUCCUCCGCACGGGGGAUGAGCGUCGUCAGUUUAUCGAGAUAUGAAUCUCGCGAUCUUUGUGCGCAGCCGUGUUGCUGUGAGGCAGGCUGUGUUUUUUUGCUGCCGUUUACCAAAUUGGGGCGAUGCCGUUUGGGUGAAUGCGGUGAAGGCAUGUCGCCCGAGGAUAUUUGGAUUAUAGACGCGCGGCUUUGUCGGCGCCGGUGCGAAACACUCGGCGCUGUUUUGUUGUACGUUGGGUCGAUCGACAACGACGACGGUUACCGAUGAUAAAUAGUGAUGACUUCGACGAGAUUUGUUGGAAACGGAAACACGCAAUUUUAAGAGUACUUUGCCCUCCGAGCCCCUCGAAGCUAAAGGGGAAAAGAUGCCUAAAGAUGCCGACUGCGUGGGAACCGGCAGGGCUCGAAUCCACUUGCGACGGAGAACACUGUAGUCUCGUACAAUUGUUGAGAUCUUUCCUCGAAGUAUUAAGAAUACCGAGUAUUAAAAGAAAAAGGAAAACAAGGUAGAACAAGUCCUGGUACUAUCGACACGUCCUUUACGCCUAGGCCUGGUUAGUAGUCUUACUUUUAAAAUCUAUACCAAGCUUAAAAAAAGAAAAACAAAAAAAAAGAAUCCGAUGUCAUGUCGUGAAGUGUGAAGUAGAUGGACCAAAUUUAAGCGUCAAGUUUAAAGCGAUGUUUAAGCCCGGCUUAAAUUUGGCGGCGGACGAGUCUGCUGCGUCUUAGAUCAGCGUGAUGUUCUCCGCAUGACGGCGAGCGUAUUGGAUACUAGCGCGACUCGCGAAUCGAGUAAUGUUACAAAUUAUUGUUCGCGACGUACUUGGCUUCACCUUACGGCGAGCGAUUGUCUGUAGACUACGUGAAAGCUUGCGAUCUCUGCAAGGAAUCGUCCAUUUCACUUUUACUCUCUUCCUCUGUCCCUUUCUCUCUCUAUCUCUCCCUCUCUCCCUUUCUCCUUCUCGUAAUUCCGAGACUUACGUCGUAAACGCUUGCGUCCAUCAUUCUCAUUUUAGAGUAAUAUACACGCGCCGCCCUAGAUCUCCAACAGAACAUACUGUUUUCACGUAAUCGUUUCGUAAUCGCUGGUCUCGUCCACGUAUGAAUCUAGCGUCACAGCUGAGAGCCCGUUUGAGUCGAAGAUUUGAGAAAUGUCCGUUUUAAAUCAACGCACGGUACUUACGGUAGUUACGUAGCCAACGUACGGGGAGCUUCGAUUCCCUUGCGAUUUUACGAGCAGCAGGAGUACGUGUAUUUUAAACUGUAUACCCGGCCAUCCGGCGUAAUCACUCACACGCGUAAGCGCACGUACACACCAAGAGUUUCCGCAACGAUUGUUCACGGUCGUGUAUUCCGCAACGUUUGAAAUUCGGAUAAUCUGUGUCUUCUCGUGAAUCCUGUCCGGUUACUGUAUGUCGUAAAGUAAGACCGCACUUCGAACGAUUUUCACACUCGGGGGGGGGGGGGAGAAGAGAUUUAUCGACACACGACACGACGCGUUGAGAACUUUUAUUUUACACAUUUACGCGGCGUAUACACGACAUACAUUAUCGCGAUUACGAAGACAGAAGAUUGCAUGUUUUGUCGAUGUCGUUUGAGUACAUGGAGGACUGUACUGUAAACGUGACUUAAAUAAAGUUAUUCGAUGAGCGA